UGUCAGUGCCAAUGCCACUGCAGGCUGCUGGCAUCUGCCACCCCGGAGGAGACAGAGGAGCCACAGCCAGGCCGGAACCCGCAGGCCGCCAGGCGCUGUGUGAGGCAAGGAAGUGGCCGGCCAGAUGGGCAGCACCAUGGAGCCCCCCGGGGGUGGGUACCUGCACCUGGGUGCUGUGACGUCCCCAGUGGGCACAGCCCGCGUGCUGCAGCUGGCCUUCGGCUGCACCACCUUCAGCCUGGUGGCCCACCGGGGCGGCUUUGCGGGCAUCCAGGGCACCUUCUGCAUGGCAGCCUGGGGCUUCUGCUUCGCCCUCUCCGUCCUGGUGCUGGCCUGCGAGUUCACCCGGCUGCACGGCUGCCUGCGCUUCUCCUGGGGCAACUUCACCGCGGCCUUCGCCAUGCUGGCCACGCUGCUGUCCGCCACGGCUGCUGUCAUCUACCCGCUGUACUUCACCCGGCUGCAGUGCCCUCCCGAGCCCGAGGGCUGUGCGGCCAGGGACUUCCGCCUGGCUGCCAGCGUCUUCGCUGGGCUCCUCUUCCUGGCCUACGCUGCGGAGGUGACCCUGACCCGGGCACGGCCGGGCCAGGUGGCCAGUUACAUGGCCACGGUGUCCGGCCUCCUGAAGAUCGUCCAGGCCUUCGUGGCCUGCAUCAUCUUUGGGGCACUGGUCCAUGACAGCCGCUACGGGCGCUACGUGGCCACCCAGUGGUGCGUGGCCGUCUACAGCCUGUGCUUCCUGGCCACGGUGGCCGUGGUGGCCCUGAGCGUGAUGGGCCACACAGGGGGCCCGGGCUGCCCCUUCGACCGCAUCGUGGUGGUGUACACCUUCCUGGCUGUGCUGCUGUACCUCAGCGCUGCGGUCAUCUGGCCUGUCUUCUGUUUCGACCCCAAGUAUGGCGAGCCCAAGCGGCCCCCCGACUGCCCGAGAGGCAGUUGCUCCUGGGACAGCCAGCUGGUGGUGGCCACCUUCACCUACGUCAAUCUGGUCCUCUAUGUCGCUGACCUCGCGUACUCCCAGAAGAUCCGCUUCGUGCCCACCUUGUAGCCCCUCAGGCAGCAGCCCGCCCACCUCUGCUCUCCGAGGUCUGGGCACCACGAGGGAGGGAGCCAGCGGAGGCUACCAGCACAGCCUCCUGGCCUUCUGGCGGCUCGGGAGGCGUGGGUGGGCAGAGAAGGGCCGGAGACCCUGAGCAGGACUCCGGAGGAGCUCCCCCGGGCAGCUCCCGGCCCUCUGUCUCUGUUGCUCCCUCUCCCUCCCUGUCUGUCUCUGUCUCUCCAUUUCUUGGCCCUCCCUGGCUCAGCGACGGUCAGUCCUUCGCGAGAAACCCCCACUUUACAAAUGGGGUCACUGAGGCUAGGAUUUAGGCAGCCUUGCAUGUCCAUCCGUGUCUGGCGCCCACCUUCGGGCUAGGUAACCUAAGUAGAGCUGAAAAAGGGACAAUUCCCAGAGGUGAGGGAAGGGGCUGGGAAGGAGGCCAGGAGAGAGCCAGAGCGGGGC
Molossus molossus (Pallas's mastiff bat) is the source of this 1501-nucleotide messenger RNA. It is a transcript of the gene MYADML2, whose product is annotated as myeloid associated differentiation marker like 2. The record is from RefSeq and is a predicted model, not a curated record. Gene Ontology annotation, cellular component: membrane. Lineage: Eukaryota; Metazoa; Chordata; Mammalia; Chiroptera; Molossidae. Bases 125 to 1048 code for a protein of 307 amino acids. The transcript has a single exon.